This is a messenger RNA of Pecten maximus, 6611 nucleotides long. RefSeq lists its product as uncharacterized. Lineage: Eukaryota; Metazoa; Mollusca; Bivalvia; Pectinida; Pectinidae. Gene Ontology annotation, molecular function: G protein-coupled receptor activity. Gene Ontology annotation, biological process: cell surface receptor signaling pathway; G protein-coupled receptor signaling pathway. The transcript has 21 exons. Gene Ontology annotation, cellular component: membrane. Bases 73 to 3726 code for a protein of 1217 amino acids. The record is from RefSeq and is a predicted model, not a curated record.
UCUUUCAGCUAAUUUGAUGGAAUUUAUGAUUUCAGUUGAUGUUGUGACCGAUCAUUAGAUAACCAAGGGACAAUGGAGGCUUCAGUUUUUACAGUGGUUGUGAUAGCUUUGAAAAUAGCUAUCAUUUCAUCAUUCUGCCCCGACGCGUCAUGGUUGAGGAUCGAGAAAAUUGCCAACAUUCAGCAAAAUUUUCCCGGUACAAAUGUUUGCAUCAAAGGCUUUAGUACACCAAUGUCUUGGCAGGACGCCACACAAACGUGUCGAGUAUUUCAUGGAAAUCUUUUAACCUUCGAUAAUGACUACCGUUACGGGAAUGGAUAUGCUGCCUUUGAUUAUACAGAAUUUUGGACCGGGAUGUAUGUCACCGAGGACAGAUUCGCAGUACCACUUCUUGACGGCGUGCCACCCAAACGUGUCAACGAUACAUACUAUAACAGGACACCCAAGACAUGGCAAUGGGUUACUGGAGAACCGAGGUCUAACCAUGGAUGUCAAAUGAUGACUAAAGGCGUUGGAAGCCACAAUGCUUCCAUGGUGAACUGCGACCGGCUUCUUCCUUUCUACUGCUCGGCGCCAACUUUCUUUCCCUACACAACCCCCUUGUGUCUGAAUGGUAGCCUAUCUGCUGGACUCUGCUACACGGUUUUCCGGACGGCCAUGACGUAUAACGAUUCAGUUAGCCACUGUCUCAAAGAAGGAGGAGCUGUCGCUGUCUUUGACAAUUUCAACAAAGACAUAUUAUCGAGCGCUGUGAUGGCUGAUCGAUCUUUCUUGAAUUCAGAUGUACGGAGUUACUAUCUAAACGGCAGUUCGGUGGACAUAGGAAACGAUGGUUCUGGCGAAGGAGGCGACAUCAAUGAACCUCAACAGAAGCUUUGUUUUACCUUGAAUAUGAAGGAUGCCUAUAUAGAACAGUUGCCAUGUGAUACUCCGAUAGGAGUUAUCUGUCAGAAACCUCUCACAGACCCUCCUCCCGACGAUGAUGAUAUUCCUGUUCUUCAAAUAAUCAAAACCGUAUCGAAAGAAAGGGAAAUACACACCGUUCAGUGUACUUUAAACCGGGACCUGGAAGAUUUUGAGAGUAUGGUGAUAUUUCUGGAUGGCCUUCCUGAGAAUUCGAAUUUUAUCCUGAGAAACACACCAUCAGCAGUAAUAACCAUACCUGGUUCUGGUUUACAAGCCAUAGGCGAUUACUGGUGUGAAAUACAAAACAGCCGAACAUCUAAAGUUUUCGUCUCUGAUAAAGUGACAUAUACCUUUCCUCAAUCAUCAUCCUUAAUAUACCGAGGACAUGUGAAUUUUACUAUCCCGCCAGACGGCCUGACAAUCUCGCUACAUAAUCUGCAGUUUGUAGAUGAUGAAAGAUACAGGCAAACUGGUACCUUUAUCCCUCGAAUACUUGGAACGUCUAUCAGUAAUGGAGUCCAACUGAUUAUGACCUACCAAGAAGCUCCUUUAUUUUUAAAUCAGGAUCUUGCUAAUGGAAUCUUUGAAAUCGAAAAAAUAAGAGAGUUUGGCAAAUCCAUUGACUUUUCCGUUUAUUUCAAAAUAAACACCUCCCUCGAUCCGAAUUGGUAUACACCAGAAAAAGACCAAUUCGCUAUGAGCAGAUUGGGAGAAGAAAUAAAGGCCUCUCUCAGCUUUAACGAAAUGCCUUCAAAAAGGAGAAGGAAACGACAAGCAUCCAUGUUCUUACCAGAUGUAGUUCUUUUAAGUACUGGAUCCUGCUCAGCUUUCGAUGUUUACGACCUAGAUCUUGAAAGAAGUAUAAGUUUCGGAGCUGUAGGAGUAGGAGAUACAGCAUUCUCUAAAGAGAUCUGCAUUACGGACAAACGACCUUUAGCUUACGUGACGUGUAUUGGAGCAUUUUAUAGAGGUGCUUCUUACGGGCAAAUCACGAUAAACCGAAAGUGUGUCUUUAAUAUAACGACCACAAGCAAUUCAACGACAACAUUGCAGAGAUUGGCAGAGGCUAACGUCACCGGAGCCAACACGACUGAUAUACUGGAACAGACUUAUAAUCUGACACGUGUAGAUAACCUGACAAGUCUAGAUGUGAUAAAUACGGCAUACAUACUGACCAAUGUGGCCGAAUCUACAGACCGAGUCGAUCAGACGGGUGUGGAGUACGCUACAGAUAUAGUUAACAAAAUGAUUGGACUCGAUGCUGACAUACUGAAUCAGGCACAGGAUAGUGGUAGUAGCACUUCCAGGCUCGUUGAAGCAUUGGAAACUAUUUCCAACAACAUAGUCCUGGACCAGACCAAUUCUGCAAGCAUUGUUCGUCCAUUCGUUGCGUCUGAAAUACGGCAAUUCUCAGGCGAUACCAAUCUUGUCGUUGGAAUUCAAUUAAAGGAUACUCCCGAGGUUACAAUAACUAAUAGUUCCCUUUCAGUCCUGGAUGAUGAGAUGAAUCUGGAUAUUUUCGUUACGGAUGCCGCGAUAAUUUUGCCCAAAUCUAUACUUCAAAGUUCCACAAAGACACGUUUGCUGCUGCAGAUUUAUUCCUCGACGAAGUUGUUUAAUGCUAUCAGUUCAAAAAACCGGUAUAGGGCAAACAGUAACAUCGCUGCAGCUACUCUUAGUCAGGACCUGAUAAAGAUAGAAAACCUGGGCCAGGAACAAGUGAAAACCAUAUUCAAGCCGUUUAAGCAAACGGAAGGACUUGUAUGUGGAUACUGGGACUAUGAGAAGAACGAUAACUCUGGCGGAUGGUCCACUGACGGAUGUAGGCUCCUUAACCAGGAUGGAGACAGAGCGAUAUGCGUCUGUGACCAUCUCACAAACUUUGCAAUUCUAAUUGAUUUUGAAGCACAAGGGAAUUAUGUAAAGGCCCACCAGCUGGCACUGAGCAUCAUAACAAUCGUGGGGCUAGUGCUGUCAAUCAUUGGAUUGAGUUUCACGAUACUCUGCUUCAUCAUAUUCAAACCAUUACGGAAAACAAGAGGUCAGAAAGUCCUAUUUCAACUAGCUAUUGCUAUGUUGUGUUCGUGGGUGGUGUUCCUGGCCGGGAUUGAGCAGACAUCAAGCUACAAUGGGUGUAUAGCCGUGGCUAUACUAUUGCACUACCUUAUACUUGUCACGUUCAUGUGGCUUCUUAUCGAAGGCUUUCUUCAAUAUCUCCGCUUCGUCAAAGUUCUCGGCACGUACAUACCGAGGUUCAUGCUGAAGGCGUCAAUCUUUGCAUGGGGGGUGCCUGCUAUUCCAGUGAUCGUUGUAUGUGCCAUUGACUAUCGUCUUUAUGAUGGUGGUAUUUACUACUGCUGGAUGUCGCUUCAGCCAUUUUACUACGCAUUUGCUAUACCAAUUGGCCUGGUGAUAUUCAUUAACAUUAUUGUCUUCAUCCUUGUGAUCGUGAAUAUCCUGCGCAGACCAGCCGGUCUUCAGUCAAAUCAGUCGGAACGGAAACGGGCUUUGAUGAAUUUCUGGGCAACUAUCUCCAUAUUUGUCCUUUUAGGUCUUACCUGGAUAUUUGGAUACAUGGCCAUCGAGGACGCUCGUAUCCCAUUCCAAUACAUAUUUACCAUUUGCAACGCGUUUCAAGGAUUCUUUAUCUUCUUGCUGUUCAUUACCCGCGAUCCCCAAGUCAGAAAGGAGUGGAAGGCGAUGUGUUGUCGGGAGAAAAAAGAUCUUACCGGAUUUGAUUCCUCUGCGGGCUCGAGAUCCAAAGACGCGACUGCGUUUACCGACUUGUCUUCAGCCAAGAAAGCCAGUUUAACUUCUUAAGAGAAUGUCAUCCAGGUUUAUUUUGAUGAAUGCUAUAGAAAUCCAAGGACAAAAAACUGCCAAUAAUGUAUGUGUGUGUUAUAUUAAAGGUAUUGACAGCUUUGCACGAGUCCAAGGUACCUCGUACACUUGAAGACACUCUUUGAUCAUUUCGACGCAAUGAUAUACUUACUAUCUGUUUUACAUUUUUGUUAACAUCCACUUUAACAAGUUUAUAUAAUGUAUUAUAUGUGAUAGAUAUGCAUGGCUUGAUUCCAAUGCCUCAUAUUUCCACUGUAUUAUUCCUAAUAUUAGUGUCACCUUUAAGCAUGUAAGCUUUCUUAAUACUGUUAGUCUAAUGUGCUACUUUUACAAUAUAUCUUAUAAUGUUAUGUCUCACAAAAGCUGAUACAUUCAUUAUGCAUAAUAGUGACAUCUCUACUUUUCGUCUUGAAAUAUAAACGAAUACUGAAUUAACAAUUGUUGGUAUGAUAAUCCUUAUGAAUACUGAAAUAUUUACUUUUCGUAUGAUACAUCAUGUGAAUACAGAAAUGUCUACUUUUUGUGUGAUACUUUUGCGAAAACCGAAAUCUCAAAGUUCCGUCUUAUACUCAUUACAAAUACCGAAAUAUUUACUUAUCGUAUGAUACUCCCUAUGAAUACAGAAAUUGCAACUUUUUGUGUGAUACUUUUACGAAUAUCGAAAUCUCUAAUUUCCGUAUAAUACUCGUUACAAAUACUGUUGUUUUUUUCGUAUAUUAUGCUACCGAAUGCUUUGAUAUCUUAAUAAUACUCUUACCGAACUCUAAAUGGUCCACACUUCCUGAAAUAAUCCUCAUUAUUUAUGACGGCUAUAUUUUACUUGAAAAACACUUUGUGUCAAAUCCGCCAAUCUAUGGAGAACAAGGUAAACAUGACUUCCAUGUUAUUAUUUAGAAUACUAAACCCUAUCGAUACAUAUAUUAACGUUUUAUUUUCCAAACACUGUUUGUUAAAUUAUAACUAACAUCUUGCAAAAGAGGGACUAAAUUUUUAAUUUAAAAUGUCAACAAUCGUGUAAAUAUAAAGCGACAUUUUACCGUAUGUCAAAACAUUGAUACUUUAAUUAGAAAGUGAUAAAGAUUUCGACAAAUUAAUAAGUUAGCAUUAGGAAUACAUCUCUUACUGUAAAUAAUAUUUUCAUUUACCUGGAGUUAAGGUUUAAAAUCCGGCUUAUAUUUCAAAAAGUAAUCAUCAUUGGUAUAAUUUUAUGUCGUACAUAAUAAUCUUAUUCAUACAUUUUUUUUUAAUUUCUAAAAUGUCUUAAACAAAACUAACGACAUCCAUGUGAUUACUCGUCACAGUAUUCGCACCUGGUUUGGUCAUGCAAUGUAGUUUCUUGUAGUUUUGAGUUUAGUAGUAUAGUACAUUGUACCUUAAUAUUUCGAAACAGUUCAGCAAGUAUGUUUAAAACUCUGAUCAAGGUUACGCAUAUGUACGUCAUUACCUCAUAUGAAUAAGAAAAGAUCAUUGACAUAGGAGGAAAAUAGUUAACAUACCAGUUAAAUAGUUUAACAUAAUUUUGUUUCAACUUUUCGAAGUGUUUCACCUUAUUCGCCAUCAUUCCUGAUGAUGCUUGGAAGCAAUGAUAACAGUGUUAUAUUACUUUUAUUAUUAUGUUUAUGUGAUGUAGAAUACAUUAUGUUCGAGACGAGAGUCGCAGGGUACUGAUUUGUUAAAAGCUAUUAUACAUGAAAGCGGCAUAAUUUUAAUUGUCUGUUGUGAGCUAUUUUGAAUAGGAACCCACAUGUGAAUUUUGUGAUCAACACACAAGUGUUUUCCAUAAUGAUAUCCUCAACUGGUCUCAAACAGUUGCAAAAAUCAAAUUCUGUAACACUUUUUCACCAAAAUGUCAUAUUCUGCUUGUAUAUGGUUGCAUACAUAUCGGAUAAUUUAAUGAAUUUAUGAUAAAUGAAUAAGAUAUCAAAUAUCUGCAUUUAUUAAAUACGUUUCAUUUACAUAUACACUGUAUAUAAUAUGUAUUUCUUUUAGAUGUAUUUGCCUUUUCUUGUUAUAUAUCGCCAUACUUAAAUCUAACUCUAUUCUUUCAAAAUCUUCACAUACCAUUUUAUAAAACAAUACAUAAUUCGUUUUGUAAAUUCAGGUAUCACGUGGAUCUUUGGAUAUCUGGCCAUCGAAGAUGCCCGUAUCCCAUUUCAGUACAUAUUUACAGUGUGUAAUGCCUUCCAAGGAUUUUUCAUUUUUUUGCUGUUCAUUACGCGCGAUCCUCAAGUAAGAAAGCAAUGGAAAGACAUGUGCUGUAAACCUCCAGCAAAAUCAGGCUAUUAUGACGUCAAUACCAAAUCAAAAGGCUCCUCCGAUCUCCUAGAGGAAAGUCAUCAGACCAUCCCUCUCACAACUCAGGAUUGAAAUGUUGGGACCUGUUACACUUUGUAAUCCUUUUCAUAACUGGACUCAUGCAUGAUUUUGAAACUCUAUUAUUGUAGUAGGUUGUUAACUUUAACUAUUAAAUGUAGGAAGGUGUGACAAAUAUAAUGAAUGUUGUAUGCUUAAUAUUUACACAAAUUUGUUUUUUGGGUAUGAACAUAAAAUGCAGUGGGAUGUCCUUAUUUUUCAUUCCAUAUUCCUGAAAAUUAUCGGAUUGAUGAAGCCAUAUUUUAAGAAAACAAAGCUAUUAAUGAAAAUAUGAAUGUUUCACAUAUGCUCUUCUCUGAAUGGUGAACUUUUCGUAUGUAAUCGUUUUAGUAAGAUACUCGAGUCUCUAUGCCAUGUAUCAAACAGUGUUUUCUUGUUUUUGAUAUACAACGAUCUCGUCAAAUGUCUCCAGCUUCACCAAUAAAGCUUUUUCUGUUAAAUUGUCGAUUACUACUUAACUUUGUUUUUUAUUAAACAUUUUUGAAAUUUAA